Anolis carolinensis (green anole) is the source of this 5652-nucleotide messenger RNA. RefSeq names its product FYN binding protein 1 (gene fyb1). The coding region runs from base 355 to 2838 and encodes 827 amino acids. The record is from RefSeq and is a predicted model, not a curated record. Lineage: Eukaryota; Metazoa; Chordata; Lepidosauria; Squamata; Anolidae. Gene Ontology annotation, biological process: T cell receptor signaling pathway; protein localization to plasma membrane; integrin-mediated signaling pathway. The transcript has 20 exons. Gene Ontology annotation, molecular function: protein binding. Gene Ontology annotation, cellular component: plasma membrane.
CACUCAUGUACAUAGAUUUCCCAAUAUCUCUGCCUUCUGGCCUCACAGUCCUACAGAGUAUUUUGCAAGUUACUGCUACAAGCUCUGUCAAAUGACAGCUCACAAUAUGCAAACAAUGAAUGGUACUGUUAGAAUUUUCCUACAAAGGCUGGAUAAAAAGCACUUGACACUUUCAAAAUAGGAAGUUCCAGGCGAAAGGCAAAGAAAGCCUUCAUCUUGUAACACUGCACUCUUCAGCAGGGUUGGGAGUGCACAGAGAGUUUUCUACAGCCAUGGGCAUCGUUAGCCAAAUAAGAAUACCAUAUUCAAAACACAGCAGGAGAGUUUGAUGCCCAGUCAAACGUGAAAUCCAUCAUGGCGAAGUUCAGCAACAACCCAGCUGAGGAGGUGCACAACCGGCAAGUCAGAAUUGGAGGGCAGCCUUCUUUGGUCACGAAAACAGCGUUUGAGAAAUUUGCUCAACUGGAGAAUGCUGGCCCACCUGUCAAACCCAGCAGUUUUACCAAACCUGCACUUCUCAAAACUUCUGUGGGAGCAAAGCCUUCUCUUCAUGAUGCCUCAGACAAGGAUUCAAAGCCAUCCUCUUUGAAAUCUAGCCCAAUAGCUAGCAAAGUUGCUGCACUGGCCCAAGCGGUCAACAAAGACGCCAAUGAAAAACCUGGAUUUCCUAAGCCUUUGGGUCCCAAACCCAUAGAAGGACUAAAACAGGAACCUAAGCCGCUUUUUCCAAAGCCACCUGAAAACCGGUUAACUGGCUCUCUCCCUUCAAAAAAUGUCACAAGACCACCAGGACCAAAGCCAAACUUGAAACCAAACCUCCAAGAAAGUGAAGCAAAGCCUGUGUUUCCCAAAGUCCUGGAAAAAAUCUCUGCUUCACAGGAAAAUGACCACAAAGCUCUGUUUCCAAAGCCACCUCUUAGGGAAAAACCAGGUCUACACCCCAUCCACAAUGAAGAAGCUUCCAACAAAAAUGCACUUUUGAUCCGGGCACCUUCAAGUUCAGGAGGCCUCAAACCCAAAGUGAACUCGUUUCGGACUCCAAAAGAUGUUGAGGAAGAGAACAACAAGGGAGUGGAUCCCGCCGUUAGCCCCUUCCCAGCUUUGAAACAUGUUGUCAGUCAUCAGAACAACUUGUCUCCAGUCCACCCGAAGCCUUUAGCACAGCAGAUCGAAGAAGGAAGGUCAAGUGUCACCAAGAACAUUUCCAGAUUUAAUCAAGAAGACUCGGGACCACCAUCUGGUGCUCCUUCUAGUAAAUUUGUGAGUUCUGUCAAAGUGGCUACAACGGGACCCUGGGCCAAUAACUCAGAAAAGGAAGAAAGUGACAAGACUUUGCCGAAACGAAAGGCAUUACCUCCAUUAUUUAAAUUAGGCCCACCUCCACAGAAACCCAGCAGGCCUCCAACAGUUGACCUGGAAAGAUUUGGGAAAAAUAAGGAAGAAAGCUCUAACAAACUGCAAGCACCUGGCUUACCGCCUCCACUUCCACCAGCCAGUCCUGCCACACAAACUGCUGCCCCACAGCCACAGCCACAGCCACCAGCACCUCCUCUACCUCCAGGUUCCCACCCAUCAGCACAAGCGCCACCGAUCCUCCCUCCAAGAAACAUCAAGCCAAGACCUCAGGAAAAUGAAGAAAACUAUGAUGAUGCAGAAUUUUUUUCGGGAGGAACCGCAGAUGCAGAUGAGAAUCAAAAUGAUGAGGGUGAAACAUACGAAGACAUAAAUGAAAUGAGACCUACAGCUAGAGAGGAAGAAAAGAAAAAGGAGAAAGAGGAAAAGAAAAGAUCUGAUCAAGAGAAGAAAGAACAAAAAGAAAAAGAGAAAAAAGAACAAGAGACUAGAAAAAAGUUCAAAUUGGUGGGUCCUAUUGAAGUCAUUCACCAGGCAAGAGCUUGCAUGGACUUCAAAGGAGGGAAGAAUGAUCUGUCGUUCAGACAAGGAGAUCGAAUUGAAAUAAUCCGCAUCACAGACAAUCCAGAAGGAAAAUGGCUGGGACGGACAAGAGGCUGCUAUGGCUACAUUAAAACGACAAUGGUUGAAAUUGACUACGAUUCACUAAAAAGGAAGCCACAAGCCUCCAUCAACCUUCGCCCAAGACAGCAAGACAGUGACCAAGAAGUGUAUGAUGAUGUUGGGGACCAGGACACCAUCAGCAGUGGAGGUCAGAGUACCACAGGAAUGGGAUUCCCACCCCCUCCGUCCCCUGAUAUCUAUGAUGGAGUUGAGGAUGAUGACAUUGUACCAACAAAGUCUGUGUCACAGGAUGAAGAUAAAGGUGAUUCCUGGAUUUUGAAGAUUUUGAAAGGAAAAGAUUUCCAAAAGAAAAGUGUACGAGAGACAACACCUAAAGAAGAUAACCGAGGUUCCCCGGGUCCUUCACCAAAGCAAACAGGAAGAGAUUCAGGAGACAGUGAUGUUUAUGAUGAUGUAGAGCCAACAGACUUCCCUCCUCCUCCAAAAGAAAUGGGCUUGGGGAUCAAUAUGAAGCCUUCAAGUUUUGGAAAAGCCAGAUCAGAUGAGCGUGAUUCACAAAAAGUUAAGAAGAUAGAGAAAGAAGAGAAGGAAUUCCGCAAGAAGUUUAAAUUUGAAGGUGACAUUCGCGUUCUUUACAGUACAACCAUCUCACAAGCACCAUCUCCGAAAAAAAGAGGCUCAAAGGACUUGCCAGUGAGGCUAGGAGAAUCUGUUGAUGUAAUACAAAAUGUGGAUGAUACUAAAGUUUUGUGUAGAAAUGAAGAAGGAAAAUAUGGCUAUGUUCGAAGAAGCUGCAUAGUGAAUGAAGAUGACGAAAUCUAUGAUGACAUCGCUGAUGGUUGUAUAUACGACAAUGAUUAGCUAGAGACUUCUUCUCAGUCUGCGCUUCAUCGUCUUGGAGUUUCCAUUUAAUUGAUAUGAGAAUGAAAUUUGUGACUUGUGCUGGUUGCUGUUGCAUAAAUAUAAAGUUUUGAUUAAAUUUCUCCAGAUGUUUCUGGGUUAUGAAGGAGACCUCACAAUGGAAGGAUGGCAUUGUUGCUGAGUUUGCCCCUCUUUUCCUUGACUGAGACCAUGGUUGAGAUUUCCAAGUGACCACAUUUUUCUCAGUACAAUGUAUGGCACUGCUAAAGCACUGGAGCAGACAUCAAUUUCUUCCUCUCUUGAAAAGCACAUUAUAUCUAACGUUUCACAGAAGUAGUUGUGGACACUCUUGUAGUUCUAAUGCUACUUUUUUACACCAGGGAUCACUAUCUGAGGCUUCCUUAGCCCAUUACUGUUCUUCAUUUUGUGUUCAUUUACUCUUCAGUAAGCCCUGUGCUGGCUUUCAAAGCAGGAUGCCUUAGCAAACUGACCAUAACCAUUUGGUUUUCCUAAUGAGCAUAGUGAUGUUUCACCUCCAAAAAGAUCUGAUUGUAGUUAAUAUAAAAAAAAACUUAUGAUCACACACAUCAUGUGAAUGUUAUAUAAACCAAAUUUAACACCUACAUUAAAAAUAAAUAAAUACAUUCACAAUGUUUACUACAUAGCUUCGUAGAUUGAGAAAUGUGGAGUGAAGCACUGUACUGGUAUUUCCCUUUUAAUACACUUUGCAUACAUGUUGAUAUUUCUAUCCCUGUUUUAAGCAAUAUUAUAAAAUGCACAUGUCUUCUUUUUUGUAAGCCCUUUCUCCCUCCUCUGGGAGAAAGCUGUGAUACAAAGGGAGGGAGAGAAGGAUGUGCACACGCCCAUACGACCCAUAGCAUUAGGGACUGACAAUGGGGAAAAAAAUAACUGCAAGUACAUUCAAACUAAUGAACACUUUUAAAAGCAUCCUUGCCAUCUCUCCAAAAGACAAAACAAGGACAAAAUGUUUUGUGAGGGCAGAAAGCAGACACUGGACCUGAUAUAUACAUAUACCAUAGUUAGAGACUAUGCAAAUAUUCUUCUAUGUAGCCUGGAAUAAUCCCAGACCUCUUAUUUUCCUUUAGUUGGGAAUACAGUGAGCACUUUUAAAAUGUCAAUGCUAUUCUUUAAAGUAUAUUUCACUGGGUUACUAAAUCUUAUCAACAUUUUUUCUUGUCUUGCUGUGGAAUUUUGGAGGCCAAGGGGUCACUGGGAGAUAUGUGCAUAUUAUAAACUUUAAAAUCGAUGUCCACAAAAAUGGUACAUUUUACCUAAUUUACACAUUGGCUAAAAUACGUUUGUGCAUACAUUCCAAUUAUGCAUAUAUUGUUAUGAUUUGAAAAGGUAAGCACUAUUUUGCGUGCAGUGACUAAACUUCAUCUUGCAAGUUUGCAUAUUCUUGAUGGAUUGUGCCUUGCUUCUCUCAAGAGGUGUAAAAAGACUUUAGUAAAGACUAGCAAAUCCAAAAAAAUUAUUUUCCAUUCCUAUUUCUGAUGCACUUGGGGAGACUUAGAUUUCUCUUCGUUGACUGAACUGCUGUCAUCAGCUGUGCUACUGGAUAUAAAAUAAACAUUUUGUCAUAUUUAUUCAUUCUCAUAUCAAAUCACACUUAUUACUGUAUUUACUUGACUCUAAUGCUCACCUUUUUUUUUUUUUUUACUAAAUCACCUUGCCAAAAUUAGAGUGUGCAUUAGAUUUGUGUAAUAUGGUAACCUUAGUUCUGAGCCAAAGAAAAAGGGGAAGAUACUUCAGGAGCACUUACUAGGGGCUCCUAUUUGAGGAACGUCAUCUCUAAUUUAAUGGCCAUGGCUCAAUGAGAUGUAAUCCUGGAAUUUGUAGUUUGAUGAACCACCAGCAUUCUUCGACAGAGAAAGUUCAAGAUCUUGUAAAACUACAUGAUUUAAUACAAUUGAGCCAGAGCAAUUAAAGUGGAUUCAUUCUACAGCACAGAUGCAUGCCAAGAUUUUCUUUUCUAUUGUUGGAAACUUUGGUGUUCUAACACUUGUUUUAAAAUAAGAAAUUAUAAGCAUGCAGCCACUGUAAUGCGCACCUUUUGUGCCCAAAUUACAAAGAGUGCACUUUUUGCCGUUGCAUAUUACAUUUGCCAGCAAAUAUUUUUUAUUGAUUUUCAAGGUUUUGAAAAAUUGAGGGCGCAUAAGAUUCAGUGGUGCAUUAGACUCAAGUAAAAAUGGGUAUUUGAACCUUUUAAGGAAAAAACAGGCACCUAACCAUUGAUUCAAAUGGAUAAAGAUCAUAGAGCUAGUGGUAAUAGUGAAUGUAAAAGUAGCCAUAGUACAGAAAUGAAAAAUUAUCACUCCAAACGAGAUGCCACUAUCUUCCUGCUUGGAUCACUCACUAAUUGAACUCACAUAUCUGCUUUGGAUGACUACUGUAUACCCAUUACUUAUAUCUCAGGGCGUCAUGAGGUUCCUUCCAAACCUUGUACAUACACACUUCAACUUGUGUUCAUCCAUUCUUCAGAAUCCAUCUUACAAACACACAUCUUUUCUCUGUCCCAAAACACCAUGGAGACAUUCAUAAUUUGUUUAAAAAGGGGGCAGAUCUUGGUGGUUGCCUUACUAAGGACACUUGAUAUUAUAUAUGUUUAUAUAUUUAUACACACAUGUACUUUUGGCUACAUUCUGAGAUAUUAGGCUUGAGACCAUUGAUUAUAUGUUGUCCAAGAUAUUUUGGUGAAAGGAUGAUUACAUAUUUUGUUCUUUUGUUUUUUGUAUUUCAUUCUUAUUUUUUUCUGAUUUGGAAAAUAUUAAAAGAUUUUAUGAGUUUUCUAAA